AUGCGAGGCAGGAUCGCAACCAUCGCAGCUGCCGCAGUAACGCUAGCUCGAAUCGGAUCCGUUGCAGCGACUCCGCCCAAACCGAAGGAUGCAUCCGGAGAUCCUGCUGCGCGCCUAAUCGUCAAGGUGAAGCUUGACGCAGAAGACGCCUCCUGGACCCAGAAACUCGAACCAUCAUGGCAACACAACAUCAUCACCGUCGAGGCCAUGUACUCGCACGCUCAUCCCAAAGCUCAUCGCCCAGAUAAAGGUCGCGUGGCCAAUGCGUAUCUAAUGUGGAUCAUCGAGAACUACAACAACCUGCCAGAAACCCUGGUCUUCAUUCCCCCGAGAGAUACUCUUGAAAAACACCAUUUUGGCUUCCACAAUCCUUUGCUCAAUCUCAAGAUCCCGUUUAUCCAGGAAUCUGGCUUUGCGAACUUGCGCUGUCCGACGCAGAAGUCACAGACUACGUGCAACGACAAAGUCCUCAAGCCCAUGCAGCCGCCUUACGAGCUCCGGACGCUGGAAGAAAAAGUUCCAAAAAGCUGGCACAAUCUGUUUGGCAACGACAAAGAGGUGCCGCAGCAGAUCGCCACGGUGUUGGGAAACGCGUUUGCGGUCAGUAAGGCGCAGGUGCGGAAGAGGAGUGUGGAGGAGUAUCUGAAGUACUGGACGUGGUUGAACAAUACCAUCAUGGACGAUGAUUCCUCGGGGCUGUUGAUGGAGUAUCUUUGGCCGACUGUGUUUGGGAAAGAGGCGAUAUCUUGCCCGGAGAAGGCGCAGUGCGAGUGUGAUCUUUAUGGCAGGUGUGAUGAUAUCUAG
Parastagonospora nodorum SN15 is the source of this 804-nucleotide messenger RNA. RefSeq lists its product as hypothetical. The transcript has 2 exons. The coding region runs from base 1 to 804 and encodes 267 amino acids. The record is from RefSeq and is a predicted model, not a curated record. NCBI's taxonomy places the organism in Eukaryota, Fungi, Ascomycota, Dothideomycetes, Pleosporales, Phaeosphaeriaceae.